Lactuca virosa is the source of this 588-nucleotide messenger RNA. Lineage: Eukaryota; Viridiplantae; Streptophyta; Magnoliopsida; Asterales; Asteraceae. The record is from the annotation of a GenBank genome assembly.
AUGGCUCCACCGAAGGUUCCCAUGGAAUUCAUCAACGACGUGAAGAAACGCAAUCUCACAUUUCAAACACGAAAACAGGGCAUCAUAAAGAAAGCUAACGAACUCGCAACCCUCUGUGAUGUCGAUAUCUCCAUGAUCAUUUGUGCUGAUGACCAUCAACAACCAGAGAUCUUCUCUCCCGAUGCUGAUAAAUUCAACCGUUUGGUCAAUCGUUAUGUUCAAAAUCGCAGUAUUGCACCUGAGAAAAAUCGUUGUUAUGGUUUGUCAGAUUACUUUAAUGUCACAAAGAUCAAGAUGGAGAAAGAACUCCCUAACGCCAAGAACAACAACAUUGAAGAAAAAUUUCCAACUUGGUUUGAUUUUCUGGACAAUCUCUCCGAAAUGGAAUUACGUGAAUUAGCAUCAGCCAUGGAGGCUAAAAUCAGUUGUGUUAAAAACAAGAUCGAAUCUCUGAAGAAAAACUCCGGGAUUCAGCCUAAUACUGUUCUUGAUGAGGGUCAGAGAUCAAUGGCGUCACCAUCUGUAAACAAUUCCCCAAUCAUGAUAGUGAUGGAGAGGGAUGAAGACGACCCAGACACAGUUAAAUAG